AUGAUUGCAUUACUGAGGAUACCCCAGGUAUUCGGUGGAGGAAGUCGGACGUAUACCUUCAGAACGAUUAUUGUACAUCAGAGUACCGGCCCAGCCAGCGGCUGCAAUGCGUCCAGACGCUUAUACCGGAAGCAGGCAUCACAAACUGUAGCUAAAGAGACAAUUCUUCCGUCUGGCCAUCAUGGAGGAAGUGACGGACACUUAGCAAGACCACUGACCUUAGCUCACAAAACCCGAGUUGGCGGGACACACGAGAGGCAAACGCAGGCACAGGCGAUUAUUCCGCAUUCAGCCACUGCUAAGCUUCCAGCCGUACCAACCCAGACCAAGUCACAAUCUGAACAGCACGACUUGUCUGAUGCCAGCUCCAGGUCCAAUACUGCCAAGUUAAUUCCCAAUCCGCUUAUUCCUAGAGAGCUCGCUCCGUCAGUUGCCGCCCUCUUCGCACAGGUAAACAGCUUUGCAAAGGCUUACGGUUUUGGUGUUGUUAAGGCCCAUAGUAUGGUUUGA
Messenger RNA from Pochonia chlamydosporia 170, 510 nucleotides. RefSeq lists its product as hypothetical. The record is from RefSeq and is a predicted model, not a curated record. The coding region runs from base 1 to 510 and encodes 169 amino acids. Lineage: Eukaryota; Fungi; Ascomycota; Sordariomycetes; Hypocreales; Clavicipitaceae. The transcript has 2 exons.